Messenger RNA from Leucoraja erinaceus (little skate), 4469 nucleotides. RefSeq names its product ras-related protein ORAB-1-like. The transcript is spliced from 6 exons. The record is from RefSeq and is a predicted model, not a curated record. Gene Ontology annotation, molecular function: GTPase activity; GTP binding. Bases 164 to 784 code for a protein of 206 amino acids. Lineage: Eukaryota; Metazoa; Chordata; Chondrichthyes; Rajiformes; Rajidae.
GCCAUCUUUGAUAAAUGAGAGGCGAGCGGCGGCGGUGGCAACGCACACACACACACCGGGGGGCGGGGGGGAAAGAAGGAAGACAACUCGAGCCGGGCCUAGCAGCCAGGACGACAAACCCCACGCCGCUUCCACACUCCUCGACUGAACGCCUCCCUGUGAAAUGUCAGCCAUGAACCCCGAGUAUGACUACUUGUUCAAGCUGCUGCUUAUUGGCGAUUCUGGUGUUGGCAAAUCUUGUCUACUGCUCCGGUUUGCUGAUGACACUUACACUGAAAGCUACAUCAGUACCAUUGGUGUCGACUUCAAAAUCCGAACCAUAGAAUUAGAAGGCAAAACCAUUAAGCUACAAAUUUGGGAUACGGCCGGACAAGAACGGUUCAGGACCAUCACUUCCAGUUACUACAGGGGAGCACAUGGCAUUAUCAUUGUCUAUGAUGUCACCGAUCAGGAUUCCUUUAAUAAUGUCAAGCAGUGGCUGGAAGAAAUAGCUCGUUACGCAAGUGAAAAUGUGAACAAAUUGCUUGUGGGGAAUAAAUGCGACUUGACUAGUAAGAAGGUGGUGGAUUAUACUACAGCGAAGGAGUAUGCUGACUCUCUUCAAAUCCCAUUUUUGGAAACGAGCGCAAAAAAUGCCACCAACGUUGAACAGGCAUUUGUGACGAUGGCUGCCGAGAUCAAGAAUCGGAUGGGGACUGGACCAACACACAACGAUGAGAAGUCCAAUAUCCGAAUCCAGAGCACUCCCUUAAAGCAAGGCAGUGGUGGUGGCGGCUGCUGCUAAGGGCAGGAAAGUGGCAGAGACAGAUCCAUUCCUCUUGCACAGUAUAUUGAAACUACAGCAUUCGUCUCCUGAGCAGUAAUGGUUUUAAAAUAAUUGCCCAUUGAUUUGUGCCCAUUCUUGGCAGAUCCAUUCUGACCAAAUGGACAUGAGACCAAUUGGAAUUUCCAGGAAAAUUUGUCUUAGUUAACACGUCUUAAUUUCUUGUCUACUGUUUUGAAACACUUGGAUUGUAAGAUAUUUUGUAGUAUUCAAUUUCUCCCUUGUCUCUUUUUUUUUUUUCCCCCUUCCCACAAAGGUCUUGUUGCACUGGGGUCAAGACUAACUAGACACCUGAGAGCCACGGUUAAGGUUCAGUCACACCCCUACCUACCCUUUAGUGCAAAGUUGUGGAAUUAAGUGAAGGAAAGUGAAAUGCACAAAAAAAAUGUGGUUGACUUUUAUCUGGGAAUGAGCCUUUUGCAUGUCGGUAUAGUUGUGUCAGGAAAUAUUUAAAAUUUGGCAGAUGUGCAGAAUGGACUCAUUUGCAGUAAAGUGACUCAUCUUAAAACAUUAUCUUCCUGUACUUAACCAAUUUAAAUAGUUUAUCUGCAUACUUGUAAAUGCUAAACACCCGUCUUGAGUGUCUGAUUCUCCUGGGAAGCAUUGUAACCGAUCUUGCAGCAUCUACACACAUUGAGUCUAGCUAGGCAGUGUAUAAAGGGCCAAACUGGCUGUUGAUUAUUGACUGUAACAUUGAGUUGGUUGCUCUACCAUUCUUUGCUGUUGUAACAUCUAUUUGCUCAUUGCAGUAUGGAUAUCCAGUAUAUUGUUCAGCCUUCCCACUAACAUUACUACUUUAACCACUUUGUAAAAUUUUACAUUGCUCAAACCCUACAAUGUGAAAGAAGUUGAAUGUCCACGUUGUAUUUAAGCUAACAUGGGGUGACGUGGUGUUGAAUGGACCAAGUGCAACCAGCCGGCUCUUGAAAGAUUACAGAUAAUACGUGUCGGGCAAAUGUCUUGCCCGAAUUAGUUUUCAUGUAGGUCAAGUCUCGAUGUUUGUCGCAGGUGAGUGGAGAAAGCAAGGGAAAUAAUCAAGUUUGUGGGUGAAUUGAAUGCUUGGAAAGGCUGGGAAGCUGGGUGGUAAAAUCUGAGGCUCACACUGACAAACCUGUUUGACUUCCUUUCACUAUCGGGCAUGAAUCCAACUGCUCAUGGUUACUGCACCAAAUCUUGCAGCAUCUCGGGUAAUGAUUCUGAUUGGCAUUAGCAGUUCUCAUUGAAUUUGAUCCAUUAUGGUGGGCUGUUGUAAAACACUGAAUAUUAUUGACAUCUGUCCCAAUUGUACCACUGAUAACUGGCUUUAUUUCCAAUCCCAUGCUGGACCACGCACCUGCCACCAAAUUUUAUUUCUAGAAGGUUUGUAGGUAAAUAGAAAAACUAGUGAACUGAAUGUUGGAAUUUUUUGUGGUGCAGUGUUCUGGUGCAGAUUUGUUGUUUAAAAUGUUAAUGCAUGCAAGUUACCAGUUCACCUGUACUAUAGAUGUGUCCUUGAGCAUAACAUUCAUGUCUGGGUAUUGUUUCCAUGGGUAUGUCUGUUAAGUUUCAUUUUUCCUAUUGAUUUUUACUUUGUGUGGGCCAAACAUUACAUUUGACCAUCAAAAUGUAAGCAUCACUAGUACAUAACCCUAUCUUUUGUGCAGAUGUCUGGUGGUAUGUCAAGGUAUCAACUUGGUUCAAGCCUGUACUCUCCUCACCCUCUCCAAUUUAUUCUGAGACUUCACUGGAACACUUGUAUGGCAAUGCCACUUUGCGUGGUCAUUUGCAAAUGGGGCUUUAAACUGCUUGUGGAAAGAGCCACAAACCAGUAGGUUGUGAAUCUGCCAUUUGUCAUUUUUGGUUAAAGGCUAAAUCUAUUCCCAGAUCCUGAUGUGCCUUCAGAAAUUGUUGUUAUUGGAUUUGAAUUACCAGUUCACAUCAUGUUUUAAUUGAAUUUGAUACUUCAAUUCGUAUUUCAAAUUACAACUAAUUGUCAUUUUUUUUUGUUGGUGCAAGUAUGCUGGGCUGAGGUACAAAGUUUAUUUUGCAUGGGAUCUAUUUGCUUUGGAUAUUUAAACCGUCUAACUUCACCUGGAUUACCUUCACGGUUUUAAUAGUACUGGUAUUUGCAUCACACUGGCUUACCCAUUGAAUAAUUUAUACCUGUAUAUUUUGGGAGGGUUUUAUGAAAUGCUCCUCACUGUUCCCACAGCACAACUUACAUGCAGCAAGAAUUUGGGCCUUGGGCAUAUAUUUAACAUUCAAAAAUGUGCUUGACCAUAGCCCAGACAACUAACUUCACUCAUCUUGAAGCUAUUAGAAAUGUCUUCAUUUGUACAAUUGUUCUUGAUUGACUAUUUAUGAAUAAGUUAUCAUUUUAAAGUUUUAAUUAGUUCCAGGUUGUGACUUUACUGUAGUUUAUCACAGCCCCGCAAGUUUCAGGACCCCACCCCCCUCAAGGCCUGAUGUAGGUUCAGCUGUUUGUGGUGUCAAACUCUAUUCUGUGUACUUGUCUAAACGGGCCAGAUUUAAACACUUCUGAUCACAUUGCAACACUUAUUAGCUGCAACAAAUGGUUCCUAUAAUCUUGAAUUUGAUUUUGUUUUUCACCCUUUCACUCUUGUUCACAAUAAUAUAUACUCGCUGCAUUUGGCAUUAAAUAGAUAACAGAUAUAAUAUUGUAGGCAAUGCCUUUUUAUUGGGCAGGUAAUGUUAGUGAUUGAUUUAACACCAAUUUCCUGCCACUCUGCACUAUAGUACCACUUUAUUUGUUCAGUGUAUUUCAGUCUCUUUUAGGCUACAGUAUUGGGAAUGAUACCAAGGUGGAAAUUUGCAUAAAGUGUCCAUUGCUUGGCUGACUGAUGCUGGGAGUCGUGAUCAGACUGUCACCAAUCUCCUUUGUCCAGCAUGCACACACAUCUAAGCCAAACCCUGAUGACAUACCUGUUGUACCUGAGCUUGCAUGUCCAGAAAUUGCAAGUAUUUCCAGACUUUAAGGAACUUGCAAUCUUACUCAGAAGUUUGAUUUUCUGGUUUAAUCUACUCCACUAAAUCAUCAACAUUGAUAUUUAAAGGACCUUGAGAAUUGUUAUCUAAGUGAAUACUGAACAUUUGGGAAAUGAAUGUUGUCUGUUGCUUUGACUAGAUAUCUAGCUCUAAAUUUUAUUGUUCUAGACAUAUGCACUGAAUUAAAUCUCCAAUGUUGAUAGUUUAGAUUUUGGAUCCUUGUUUGUGAUCCCAGCUCCUUUACCAGCUGUGUCUGGGCAUUGGUUCAAUUGUUGCCGUGUAUCAACAAUAGCCCAAGCUACCAAAUCCUACCCUGGUUUAAAAUUCCAGUAGUUGACUUGUGAUGGGCUAUGUUGGUGGUUUCUAAACUCAACAGAUCAAUAGUGUGCCACUGGGCUUUACCAGCUGUGGCAAUUUCCCUUCUGUUGUUCUGGAAGUUAAAAUCCAUAAAUGAAGCAUUGGUAAUGUACAUGUGGACUCUCUCUUCUCUGCUCCCCCCCACCCCCUGACUUUGAGUUGGUGUGUUUGUCUGUGGCUAUCCUCUGCAUAAUCUGUAAAAUGACUUGUCCUUAAACUUUUGAAGAUGGAGACCACCUUUCUUGGAUUUCUUGUUGUUGAUGCUGCUGUCUGUGGAGAUUGAAAUAAAGUCUACUUCCCUCUU